Messenger RNA from Tachysurus vachellii, 2209 nucleotides. Its product is annotated as titin-like. The coding region runs from base 1 to 906 and encodes 301 amino acids. The transcript is spliced from 7 exons. Lineage: Eukaryota; Metazoa; Chordata; Actinopteri; Siluriformes; Bagridae. The record is from RefSeq and is a predicted model, not a curated record.
AUGGAGGCCAACAGUUUACUGUGUGAAGCUGGAGACGAGACGGUCAAACUGCAGGAACUGGAAGGAACCAAUAUAACUCUUCGUCCUAAGAUAACUGGGAUUCAGCCUGAUGCUCUGAUUCUGUGGUUUUAUGGACCUGAGAAAGGAGAUAAACGGAUAUUGAUUAGUCAGGUGGAUGAUGGAAAAAUUGUUACAAAAAUCAGUGAGAGAUUUAAAGAGCGACUGCAGCUGGACAGAAUCAGUGGAGCUUUAACUAUCAGGAACAUCAGCAGAAAUGAUUCUGGAGUUUAUGUAUUCCAUACCCACAAUGGACCGGUCUCAUUUAGGACUUUCAAUGUCAGUGUUUAUGCUCCGGUAUCAACUCCAGUAAUAAUAAAUGAAAGAGGAAAGCGAAGUGUGAAUAACACAGAGUCGUGUUUCCUCCUGUGUUCUGUGGAGAAUGGAGAAUAUGUGAAGUUAUCCUGGUACAGAGAGAAUGAGAGAAUCUCCAUCACCAAUAACACAGAUCUCAGUGUUCCCCUCAAUCUCUCACUUCAAAUACAAUACAAUGACACUAACACUUACAGCUGUGUUUCUGCAAACCUUGUGAGCAAUAAAACAACUUCUCUCAUCAUCACAGAGCUCUGUGACGUCUCAGAUGAUCCUCCCUCUUCACUGCGUCCUGCUCUGAUAUCUCUUGGAAGUAUUGUGUUAUUAAUUAUAAUAAUAACUUUGUGUAUUUUGCUGAAAAAGAAAAAACCACAAGAAAUUUCUGAGGAACUGACUUCCUCUGAUGUGACUAAUAAAGCUCACAGUGCAGAGAGCAAUGAACAGGAAGAAAACUCCACAGUAACGGAUGUUGAAGUAGAGAGAGACACUGUGCAGACGCGAGGAGAUUCAAAUAAUUCAACACAUGACUACUCAUGACAAUGUCCCUGUGCACAAAGUCCCUGAGCUCCAUGAAGACAUGGUGUGGAGGUGAAGGUUGGAGUGAAGAACUCGAGUGUCCUUGACAGAGCACUGACUCAACACCACUGAACACCUUUGAGAUGAACUGGAACCGGAGUCUCCACAACAUCUCAACAUCAGAGUCUGAUCUCACGAAGGUUCUAGUAGUUGAAUGAAUUAACACAAUUGACCCACAGUCAAGCUCCAACAUCUAGAGGAAAGAAGAGGAGCGUGGAGCGCAUUAUUUACAUUUGCAUUUACAGCAUUUAGCAGACACCAUUAUCCAGAGCAACAUACAUACUGUAAGUGCUUAAAUCUCUAACAUUGAAUACAUUAAUGCUGGCUCACUAAGUUACAUACUUAAGAUACCAUGAGUUUUAAAUUUUGUUCAAAGUUACAACGAAAAAGUGUGAAGUUUUUUUUGUUUGUUUUUUUUUAAAUGCAAAAGAUAAGGAAAGAAGUGCUAGUUGAAGUGUUUCCUGAAUAAGUAGGUCUUCAACCACCGCUUAAAAAUAGCCAGUGACUCAGCUGUCCGGACCUCUAGGGGAAAUUCAUUCCACCACCUUGGUGCCAGUACAGAGAAGAGUCUUGUAGUAUACUUGCCUCUUACCCUGAGCGAUGGUGGAACCAGUCGAGCAGUGCUGGUAGAUCGGAGGGUGUGGGGUGCAGUGUGAGGAGUGAUGAGGGCUUUGAGGUAAGAGGGAGCUGGUCCGUUUUUGGCUUUGUAGGCCAGCAUCAGUGUUUUGAAUCUGGUGUGUGCAGCUACCGGAAUCCAGUGGAGGGAUUGUAGCAGCUGGGUGGUAUGUGAGAACUUUGGCAGGUUGAAAACAAGCCAUGCAGCUGCAUUUUGGAUCAUUUGCAGAGGACGGAUUGCGUUCAAUGGCAGCCCAUAGAACCAUACGUAGGAAAGUUAUGAAAUUUGGCACACAUGUAGAGGCCAGUCUUAGAAGGUAUUAUAGCAACUUUGGUGUGUCUAGCUCAAACCCUCUAGCGCCACCAACAGUCCAAAAACCCAAUUUUGUGCUGACUCGUAAGGCCUAGAGGCAAAAUUUUUGCAACAUCAGAAUCAUAAUCAGAAAGGUCUUUAUUGCUAAGUAUGUUUUCACAUACGAGGAACACACACACACACACACACACAUUUACACACACACUCACUCACACUCGCACACUUACUCACACUCGCACACUCAGUGAACGUGAUAACUGAAUAAAAGACAAAACAGAGACGUUUUGCUUCGCACGAGGAUUGUAGACUCACCAAUAUGACUUUGUUUAUUUUAGG